CGUCUCUUGAAACCAAAGAGAUGUGAAUUGCAUGAGGUUGUUUUGAGAAAUAGUUUCCUUUGUAAACUGACWGACACUACUAUGAAUAGCUCAUGAGCCACAAUGAGUUUGAAUAAAAUCGCAGUUAGAACSAACAAAGGUGAAUAUGUUGGCGGAGAAAAGRUUUACGGCGCUGUCUAUUUAUGGAUAUGCAGUACAGAGGCAUGCCGUGCAGUCAAACUCAAGUUCAAAGGAACUGAAAAAUGUGAGUGGGAAUAUAGAGAUGUAGUUGAACAAAAUGGGAGACUUGAAGAAAUUGUUCUAAAGAAAUCAUACMGAAAGGACAAAUUUAGGGCUGAGGGGCGCCUUGUGGAAUACGAAGAUGGCAUACCAAUGGGCUGCUAUGCAUAUCCAUUUAUCUAUUCAUUACAACAAGAUCUUCCAGCAUCAUUCAAAGAUAGUGGUUUCCAUGGCAUCAACAAAACCGAUAAAUGGGAAGGUGAAAUCCAGUACACUGUUUCAGCUGAAGUUGAAAUGCUUCAAGGAUCUGAAAGUGUAUUACAGGAUGUACAGCCCAUAAUAAUCAACAAGAGCCUACCUUUAACUGAAGUCCAGGGUGAGACUUUCUCAGACAAGACAACAAUCAAAAUUUGUUGUUGUAUACCUAGAGGAGAUGUUUCCAUUUCUGCCUGCUUAGAUAAAAAGGCUUACACAUCUGGAGAAACUGCCCAGUUACAUGUCGACACAAAGAACACCUCUAGUGUUGAUAUCAACUCAUUUGUUGUCAAGCUUGUUAGAGUCGUGACGCUUUGGCCUAAGGAUAGACCAGAUUAUUCUGGAAGCCAUGAAGAAAACACWGCACCUGUAAUAAAAAGCCCUUGUAUUCCAGAUAAUAUACUGAACAUCAAGAAUGAGGGAUGCUCAAGCAAGUCUACUAAGACAAGUGAUGUAUCACUUGUUCUUAAAAGUGAAUCCACGAAUGAAAACCUUCAGCCAUCCACUGAUGGAGAUCUUGUCAAGAGUAUCUAUCACGUUGAUGCUGGACUUGAGAUUGACUAUGCAUUUCCUGUAGCUGUUCAACUUCCAGUAACAAUUCAAGCACCUCGCAACAAAAAGUGGCACGAUUGGGAACCACCUGAAUGGUUUAGCUGUAAUAUUAACAUUGUCAAUGGAAGUGGACCAUUUGCUGUGCCUGAACAACUACUUGGGUCUAGACACUUUGCWCAUGUACCAGGAUUCCAAAAUGACCCAUUCAGCUAAGAAAAGCAACCAAAUACAACUGUAUCACGACUGGAAGUAUCUUUAAUUUUUCCAGAAAAAAAAUUAAUAGUUCAAGAUACAUAUUUUGGSCAAUAAUAAUUUUGCUUACAAUGGCUAUGAGUAGCUAUACAUCAUCUAGAACACCAAGAGGACAGGUUACUGUGUUUGCAUCAUCAAAUGAAAUUGUUACCAGUAAAAUUUCUUGAAAAUAAAUUUCAAAGCAAAGCAAAUGCCCGUAAUAAUAACUUAAAAGUCUCACCACGGCACCUGAGCACUAUCUUUCAAAAUUGUGAAAAAAAAUAUUGUAAACCAGCAAAUGUCAUUAAAUUUUAGUAGGAAUGUUUUAAUAUUACUGAUAGAGUUAUAUCAAAAAUGUAUUUUAGUAUUAACAAUAGAUAUAGAAAACUAGUUUUAUAUUUUAUGAAUAAACAAGCAUUUAAAUAAGAUUUUAGUAGGAAUGUUUUAAUAUUACUGAUAGAAUUAUAUCAAAAUGUAUUUUAGUAUUAACAAUAAAUAUAGAAAACUAGUUUUAUAUUUUAUGAAUAAACAAGCAUUUUUAAAAAUAAGAGCUUAAAGGAGAAUAAACUGAGACAAUCAU
Exaiptasia diaphana is the source of this 1837-nucleotide messenger RNA. RefSeq names its product arrestin domain-containing protein A. Gene Ontology annotation, biological process: protein transport. The transcript is spliced from 12 exons. The record is from RefSeq and is a predicted model, not a curated record. Bases 103 to 1239 code for a protein of 378 amino acids. Gene Ontology annotation, cellular component: cytoplasm. Lineage: Eukaryota; Metazoa; Cnidaria; Anthozoa; Actiniaria; Aiptasiidae.